AUGCUUGGCCGCAGCUUGCUCCGAUCGCGGCGAGCGCUCGGCGCGGCCGUGCGCACAGUUUCCCUCUUCCGCGCAGAGCCGGCGCGGCUGGCUCCCCUGUGCGCCGAGCUCGAUUUUUGCCGCACUCCCGGCGCUGGCGACGCUCGCCCAUUGGCCCCGCCGCCGCCGCUCCGGUGCGCCGCGACGCCGGAGGCCGCAGAGCCGCUCACGCCGCUCCUGUGCUUUGGAAGCAUCAGCCUCGGCGUGGACGCUCCUGCGCCCUGCGAGAUGCCCUACCUGGAGCUGCCCCCACUGUCUUCGCUCGAGCCGCUCGCCGCCAAGGGGAAAAAGGGAUGGCGGACGUACCAGCCGAACGUGCUCAAGCGCAAGCGGACGCACGGCUUCCUACAUCGGAUGAGCACCCGAGCGGGGCGCAACACGCUCAGCCGGCGGAGGAGGAAGGGUCGCUGGCAGAUUGCGGAGUGCAGCCCGGCGGCGGCUGUGUUGAUCGGGCGAGGGCGUGGCUGGCGGCCUUCCUUAUUGCUGUUCAGCUGGCCUAA
Emiliania huxleyi CCMP1516 is the source of this 539-nucleotide messenger RNA. RefSeq lists its product as hypothetical. Gene Ontology annotation, biological process: translation. Gene Ontology annotation, molecular function: structural constituent of ribosome. Gene Ontology annotation, cellular component: ribosome. NCBI's taxonomy places the organism in Eukaryota, Haptophyta, Isochrysidales, Noelaerhabdaceae. The transcript has 5 exons. The record is from RefSeq and is a predicted model, not a curated record. The annotation marks the transcript as partial.